Rhodotorula toruloides NP11 is the source of this 2130-nucleotide messenger RNA. RefSeq lists its product as uncharacterized. The transcript has 3 exons. The record is from RefSeq and is a predicted model, not a curated record. Bases 1 to 2130 code for a protein of 709 amino acids. NCBI's taxonomy places the organism in Eukaryota, Fungi, Basidiomycota, Microbotryomycetes, Sporidiobolales, Sporidiobolaceae.
AUGCCUUCGGGUCCCCGAUGGGCCCGAUACCGCUCUCCGACGCCACCUCCGAGCCACUCUCGCCGUCACCACCCGCGAACUCCGUCUCCUCCACGACACCCUCGUCGCCGCUCUCCCUCUCCCCCCCGCCGCUCGUACAGCUACCGAGACGAUUACCGACGUCGUUCUCGCGACUAUUACGACCGGGACGACCGCUGCGCUCGCCGCUACCGCCGCUCCGACACUCCUUCGCCUCCUCCUCGCCGUCGCAGGAGGACGAGGUCGCCUACACCGGACCGCUACAGGGACCGCGACUACCGCUCGCGUCGAAUUUUCCGAGACCGAUCUCGCAGCCCAGACCUCAUGUACGCCACGACUGAGCGCGCGCCGAUCCGUUUCUUCGACUCGUCGAGGAGUCCGGCCAUUCGUUCGAGUUGGCGGCAGGGGACGUCGGACAUCGUCUCGGUCCCGCUUGGCACAGCGUCGUAUGGGUUCUUCGAGUCGCCCAAGGAGGUUCGGGGCGGCCGGAAGGGCACGUUUGAAGAGACGGUCGAGGAAGAGGGCGAGUUGGGAAGGUCGAGGGGAACUACGAGGGGCGGAGCGGUCAAGCUCAAGCGGAAGGCGCCAGAGAUGGUGGGAGCCAGCAAGAUCGACGAGAGGUUCGUCGAGAAGCGGAUGAAGCAAGAGGCGGAGGAUGCGAUGGAGCUGGAUGAGGAGCAGUUCGAGCAGCGGUACAACCACGGCAACAAGGCUCACGCCGUCAGCAAGAGGUCGACGAAGGACGACGGUCGUUGGGACCACGACUGCUUCGACCCGGACGCGCCUGCUUCCCUCGUCUCGCCUUCUCCGUCUCGCGAGUCCACCCUUUCCGCGAUCAAGGUUCACGUCGGCUCAGCAACCGAAGAUCCAGCCUGCAAAGGUAUGGCGGUCGCCCACCCGGACGAGGCGACGUUCGGCUCGACAGUCGUCGAUUCGGCUUCCGACAAAGCAAGGCGGUUCCUCGACGCAAUGCGUCUUACGAGACCGCAGCAACGCACGGCCGGCAACCAGACUGCGCAGGAUGGCAAGUUCAGGAGUGGUCUCGAGGGCAGUAAGAUCCUCCUCAUCUCGCCUCCUGCCUCGCCUUCGAUCGUCGACGAGCCAACUGGCUUCCGCCACCACGGCCCUCUCGCCGACCCUGCUAUUCCCAACCGCCAAAUCCAACGCGACAUCAUCGCCGCUUCCCGCCCUCCGGCCGUCUUCCUCGGACCGCUUCCCUCGGACCUUACGCGCGUCGAACUCGUCUCGCUUCUCGCGCCUUACGAUGUCGUCGACUGGUCGGAGGUUGGGCAGACGGACGAGCAGGGUCAUCGCACCGAGAUGAUGGUUCUCCAAGUCCAAAUGAAGGAGGACGAGGGAAAGGAGGCGGUCGAGUUUGAUGCAAAGAAGGGUAUGCUGCGCUGCCGCGGCAAAGUCGUCAAGGUUCUCGACGUUGAGAAGCGGAAGAAGGAACUGGCAAUGGCGGAGGAGGUGGGCAAGGAUGCAGGAGCAGCUUCGACUGGGCACUUCGACUUUCCCGCCCGCUCUGUCGCCUUCCGGCUUCGCGGCGGCGGUGUCACCUCGAACGAGUCUUCAACGGCGUCGGACAAGGCGAGCGAGCUUGCGACGCGCGAAAUGAACUUCGAUACUCUCGCAUCCAACUUCGACCGCACGGCCCGUCUCCAAUCUCACGUUCCCGACGAUCCACUCUCCGACGACUUCCUCAACGAUGAACUUCCGUCUCGCAUUGCUCUCUCGCCAACUCCUUUCGGCCUUACCUCUCCGCGCUCAGAGCAUCUCAGCGUCGCCAGUCGCAGCGCCACGCCCACCUCGCCGCGGUAUACCCCUCCCUCGCACUGGGUCCACCCCGAACGCAUCAAGUCCCCCUGGGCCUAUCUCGGCGAGCACGACGCCGACCCUUACGCGGAGCGAGAGAAGGAGAUCGAGCGGGAGAUGAAUCAGGAGGUCAGGGUGUGUAUCGAUAGAAGGAAGGAGAAGAUGGUCUUGAGGAGGGUUGAGACGCUUGAUUUGACGGCUGGAUCGGAUGAGGAGGACAGCGAUGGCAUGUGCAGCAACGCUCGAAGGAGGAGUGCUCUGGCUUGGGAUGGAGUGGACGGGCUUAGCUUGACUUGA